AUGUCUUCAAACAAAAGAAGGAAAUUAAAUGAUACCCCUCCUCAACUCAGUGCUUUUGCCGCGAGAAGAAGCUUAAAAACUGAGAAGAGCACUCCCAGUAUAAGGAGCAACACCCAAGACGUGGAAGUUAGAGAGACACCCACGGUCUCGACUGGAGUACCUUCGCCGUCGAAUGAUAUUCUAGGCAAAUCGGCUCUUCAAGAUGCUGCUUCUACAGCGCCUACCUUGCAGAUUGAAGACAUCGAGAGAGGAUCUGAUCAUGUUGAAAAAGCCCUCGAUUCUGAAGAGGAUGCGCCGAAUUCUUCUUUUCAAUCACGUGCUGUAUCCCCUGAAGUUAUCCGUCAAGAACCAGCAAUAGUAUUAUCCACCUUCAGGCCGAAUGAAAGGAACGUGAAAGCAGCUGGAAGUGGCUCCUUAACCUUGAAAAUAGCCCCUGGAGAGCGGCUAGUAAUAUUGGGAGAAUAUGAUCUUACUAUACGAAAGGGUCAGAUCACGCUGCUGGGCGCAACACUCGGGCCCUCUAAUACUAUUUAUCGAGUCUUUGCUCCUUCAACGCACUCACUGCCGGUCAUAAGAUGUUUGACAACCGAUAUCAAUGAUGCUGAAAUCAAAGUCCGUCAGUGCAAUAGCGGGCUGGGGCUUUUGAGGCCUUUGUCUUCUCUUUUCGGCAAGCUAUGGAAUGACGAUUCAGGUCCAUUGGGCUCAGAAUACAGUGCUCUUUUGAAGGACGAUAAAAAGAGCUCUUUUCAAAUUCUAUUCUCUUCCAAAGAUAGUCCACAAAAAGCUUACUUGCAACCUGUCGUCUCUCCUCCGGAGUGGAAUCAGUUUUUGUCAAAAUUCACGACACAAACUAACAAAAAGACUCCGAGUAUUUUGAUCUGUGGCCCAAAAGGAUCAGGGAAAUCAACAUUUGCGAAACUCCUUACAAAUAGACUGCUUUCUCCAGCCGCUGAGAGCAACCCAAAUCACAUCUCACGUCUUGGCAAGUCCAAGGGUGUAGCUAUAUUGGACCUCGAUCCAGGACAGCCUGAAUACUCCUCACAAGGGCAAUUAAGUCUCAUACACCUCCAGGAACCGAAUUUUGGUCCACCGUUCACGCAUCCGAUUCCAGGCAACCAGAGUCGAAUAAUUCGUGCACAUACGAUCGGAGCAAUAACGCCUUCCAUGGAUCCGACUUUGUACAUAAACUGUGCACUUGAUCUUUUUAUAUACUACCGUAACCUCCUGACCAUGGUUCCUGAUUGUCCCCUCGUUAUCAAUACUCCCGGCUGGAUAUUAGGAACUGGAUUAGAGAUUCUCAUGGAAUUGAUCACCAAAUUCCGACCUACGGACGUAGUCUAUAUGUCUCAAGAUGGGCCUCAAGAAGUUGUCGAGAGUCUUCGCGAGGCAGCGAAGGCUACUCCCGUUCUUACUCUCCCUUCACAGGCCAGCGAGUACACAACUCGAACUCCCGCGCAUCUGAGGACCAUGCAGGCCAUGUCUUACUUCCAUCUUAAGUCUGAAAAUCGGAAAGAAUUAACUUGGGACGGUCGACCGCUGACAUCCAUCCCUCCCUGGGAAAUCAAAUACUCCGGCGAAGGUGCUGGUAUUCUUGGUAUAAUGUGCUACGGCGAGCAGCCACCGCCGCCCUUGCUCCUAGAAGCUAUCAACGGCUCCCUCGUCGCUGUUGUCGUGGUGGAUGAUAUGGCCGCCAUCCCAGGCUGGGAGGCUGAAAACCAAGAUGCCACGAACGAGGAAUCCCCAGAUCUCGAGCCAUCAACGAUCGAGCCUCCGAUCCAAAGAAUGCAGACCCCGCUUAUCGUCCGUACCCCCAAAGAGAAUCUGCCUUAUUUCAACCCCCUCAACACAAUUUCUCUCUCCCCCACACACUCACAUUGUCUCGGUCUGGCUCUCGUCCGAGGGAUCGACAUCCCUCGUCAGAGACUACAAGUCCUUACUCCCAUUUCCCCCAAAGCGAUUCAAGAAAUCAACGAAGAAGGGAAGACAAUUGUAUUGGUUAGUGGGAAAUUCGACACGCCGGGUUGGGCGUAUAUCGAGGAACUGGUGCAGAAAGAUGUGGCUGAGAAGGAGAGUCGGAAAGGGAAUGUAGAAGGAGGUGGUGAGGCGGACUUGGAGGGGCUUGAUGAGGAAAUCUUGGACGGUGGGAGAGAGUUGAAGGGCAAGAGUGACGUGGGGAUUGGGUCUCAAGAUGCACCUUGGGUGGAGAAGCUUAAGGGCUCGCAGGGCCGCGGCAUAGGCGCGAGGGUUUGGAGAGUGAGGAGGGAUUUGGGCAGAGGUGGUGACGGUGAUUAG
Molecule: messenger RNA, 2292 nt
Organism: Amorphotheca resinae ATCC 22711
Lineage: Eukaryota; Fungi; Ascomycota; Leotiomycetes; Helotiales; Amorphothecaceae
Exons: 5
Coding region: 1-2292 (763 amino acids)
Biological process (GO): cleavage in ITS2 between 5.8S rRNA and LSU-rRNA of tricistronic rRNA transcript (SSU-rRNA, 5.8S rRNA, LSU-rRNA)
Cellular component (GO): nucleus
Molecular function (GO): polynucleotide 5'-hydroxyl-kinase activity
Source: RefSeq, a predicted model, not a curated record